This is a messenger RNA of Panicum hallii, 975 nucleotides long. RefSeq lists its product as uncharacterized. Bases 1 to 975 code for a protein of 324 amino acids. Lineage: Eukaryota; Viridiplantae; Streptophyta; Magnoliopsida; Poales; Poaceae. The record is from RefSeq and is a predicted model, not a curated record. The transcript has 3 exons.
AUGGAGUUCUUUGGUGACGGGACGCACGUGCGGCUGCGGAACCGCAUGCACGGCGCGUACCUCCACGCCGACGAGGACGGGGCGCGCGUCUCCCUGAGCCCGCGCCGCGCGUCCCUGAACACGGCGUGGCGGGUGCACCGGGUCCGGCGCGGCGGCGGCGGCUACGUCCUCCUCCACAGCGCCGCCUACGGCCGGUACCUCGCCCUCUCGCCCCAGCGGGUGUCGCUGGUCUACGCCGGCCACACCGCCGUCCAGGCCGCCUACGACGCCCCGGAGCAGGGCGACGUCCUCUGGGAGGCCGUCAGGGUGGCGGACGAGGCCGACGACGUCCUCAUGCUCCACGUCUCCAACCGCCUCCUCCGCGCCGCCACCUGGAACCCCGUCUUGCGCUCCCCCGUCUAUGUCGACAUGGACAACGCCGGCACGAUGAUGCAUCGGGUGGUCGAGCCCAUCCCCCUGAGACAGGCGCCGCCAGUCCUUCCAGGCCCAACUGAGGGAGCAGUUCUUGAUCAGAGUCAUCAGACUAGCCCUUUUCGCCGCCCCAUUUCAUUUGUCCAUUCAGUUGCCAGUGCUGUCCUGAACACCAGUGUUGCAUUGCAACAGCUUCCCCGUGGAGUGGUGUUGCGGCGGACGAUCAUCUACAUGCGGGCGAACAACCAAGGGAAGUUCGACCCGCUCGACAGGAGAACGUACGGGUUCUCCGGCCGGUCCUUGUUCCACCUGACGGGCGACCUGGCGAACCAGCUGCGCGAGAAUUUCCACCGGAUCACGCUCUGCGUGCUGGCCGGCUCGCAGGGGCGGCUGACCCCUCUGGUCAUCGACCUGCCUGCCGAUGAGCAGCCCAUGGAGAUCGUUGUCUUUACCACCGGGUCAGAAGGUGAAAGCUUUGCAGUUGUUUCAGUAGCCAUUGCGGAACCUGUUAUCUGUUUGUGUUCUCAUGAAAGGUGUUCAGUUGAUCAUACCGAUGGGAAUUGA